This is a messenger RNA of Rasamsonia emersonii CBS 393.64, 600 nucleotides long. RefSeq lists its product as uncharacterized. NCBI's taxonomy places the organism in Eukaryota, Fungi, Ascomycota, Eurotiomycetes, Eurotiales, Trichocomaceae. The coding region runs from base 1 to 600 and encodes 199 amino acids. The transcript has 2 exons. The record is from RefSeq and is a predicted model, not a curated record. Gene Ontology annotation, cellular component: COPI vesicle coat. Gene Ontology annotation, biological process: intra-Golgi vesicle-mediated transport; retrograde vesicle-mediated transport, Golgi to endoplasmic reticulum; intracellular protein transport.
AUGCCCGGUCCGCUCUCCCUCUUCGCCGUCAAUGCGGUGCUGAUCAUGUCCACCGAUGACCACUCCCGCAUCUUCGCCAAAUACUACUCACCACCGCACCCGCCGGCGGGCACAGCACCCAACGCGACCAAUUACCCCGGCGCGAACCCCUAUCCGACCGUCAAGGAGCAGAAGGCCUUCGAGAAGGGCCUGAUGGAGAAGACGAACAAGUCGACAAGCGACGUGAUCCUGUACGACAACCGGGUUGUCGUGUUCAAAGUCGAGAGCGAUGUGAUGCUUGCGUUGCCUGCUUUCCACGUUUCAUUGUAUAUUAUCUGUCUGAAUUCCCUCACUGACUCGGAUUCCUGUCAAAACAGAGGCGCAACGGAUAAACGGACGAUUGUCGAAAACUAUGACCUGGUUGCCCUUGCCGUGGACGAGAUCAUCGACGACGGCAUCAUUCUCGAGACCGACCCCGUCCUGAUCGCUUCGCGGGUCAGCCGCGCCCCGGCCCCUGACGUGCCCAACAUGAAGAGCAUCGACCUGUCCGAGCAGGGUCUGCUGAAUGCAUGGGAGUUUGGAAAGCGGAGACUGGCCGAGGGUUUACGGCAGGGACUGUAG